UUUUGCUGCAAUCAAACAUUUGCCAUUGGUGUUGAAGAUAUUCUAUUCUUCUUCUUCUUCUCCAAACAAUCCCUUUCACGUUCUGUCUUUUCCGUCAUAAUUUCUGCCUUCAGUUUUGGACGGUGGAAAAAACUCGUCCUUCGAUGCUCUUUCUGCAUCCUUUAUCUGCCAGAGAGUUCAAGCGCUCCCAACAAGCACUCUUCUCCUUUGGUUCCUGCAAAGAAGCCUGGUACUAUCGCAGCCUCGGCCUCGACCCCUAAACCCCAUCUAUUCCUUUCUUUCAAACUCUCUCUUGCAGUCCCCAAUUCUUCUUUUUUGUCACUUUUGUUGUUUAAAUCUAUUUGGGGUAUUGGAGAUUUCAAGGAACUAUAUCUUUCACCUUCUAAGCCUUCCUUUUUGUUUGAUUUCAUUUGGAUCUUCGGAAAAGCGAAGGAAACAAAAAACAUGUUGAAGAGGACCGUGUCAGAGAAAUCAGUGCUGCUGAAGCAUAAGAAGAAUAAAGAAGCUCAAACAAAUGUGAAGAAUAACAGAUUCUUGAUCACAGUCAAUGUUGUUGGAAGUGUAGGACCAAUAAGGUUUGUGGUGAAUGAGGAUGAUCUUGUUGCUGGGGUCAUUGACACUACUCUCAAAUCAUAUGCACGCUUAGGCAGGCUUCCGGUCCUUGGUUCCGAUGUCAACAAUUUCUUUCUCUAUCCGGCAGCCAAAUUCGAGACUUUGAAUCCAUGGGAACGGAUAGGAACUCAUGGGGAAAGGAACUUUGGGCUUUACAAGAAGAAGAGCGAGUCGCAAAUUACGAAAGAGAUGUCAGAGAUGAUAGAUCAAAAGGGAAGUGGGAGAUUGAAGGAUUGGGUUAACAGGUCCCUUAGUUUCAAGGUAUUAUCUCAUUAAGAUGUCUGUGCCUUGAAAAGUUUUCAUUAGCUAAGAAGAUCGAUGUUAUAUCUAUAAGCUAAAACAUGUCGAUCAUGCCUAAAUAAAUGUGUGUUAUCAAGCUUCACUGUAAUCGAAUUGUAAUGAUAAUGCAUCAUUUAAUGCUUUUGGUAA
Messenger RNA from Quercus robur (English oak), 1041 nucleotides. RefSeq lists its product as uncharacterized. NCBI's taxonomy places the organism in Eukaryota, Viridiplantae, Streptophyta, Magnoliopsida, Fagales, Fagaceae. The record is from RefSeq and is a predicted model, not a curated record. Bases 445 to 888 code for a protein of 147 amino acids. The transcript is spliced from 2 exons.